Auxenochlorella protothecoides is the source of this 2637-nucleotide messenger RNA. RefSeq lists its product as hypothetical. The transcript is spliced from 14 exons. Lineage: Eukaryota; Viridiplantae; Chlorophyta; Trebouxiophyceae; Chlorellales; Chlorellaceae. Bases 1 to 2637 code for a protein of 878 amino acids. The record is from RefSeq and is a predicted model, not a curated record.
AUGUUCAGGGCGCGGUACCACUCCGUGCUGGCACACACGGAGGGAGACUGGCGGCCCCUCAAGGGUAUCCACCUGGCCCUAGAUGGGGGUGCAUGCCCUUUGCCAGGCCCCCGCAGGGCCGCGAAGGACAAGGACGCGUCAGACCUGUCCGCAGAUGCCGCCAGUCUGGCGGCGGGGACGGAUGCCUGGCACGGCGGGCCGAGGAUGGGGGACAGCAGCCUGCGAGGACCUGCCCGCGCCCCCAGGCCGCAACUGCUGUUCCAGUACAAGCCGUACGCACAACAGGAUUCCCUGGACGUGGGCGCCCCCGCAGUGGCGGCGGUGGUGGAGGCGGUCUUCGGCGCCGGGCUUGCAGGGUCAGCGGCAGGGGCAUUUGAGACGCUGCCCAGCGAGUCCCUGUGGGACUCCGCGGACGGGGCGGCCGCCUUUGGCGUGUCUGCCGGCGCCAGCACGGGCGAGGUCUCGGCCAUCAUCCUGCUCAAGCUGGUGAUGGACAACUACCUGAAGGCGGGCGGGCGCGGCGCGUACGCGCCCACCCUCCUGCUGCUCCAGCGCGCGCUUUCUUCGGGGCGGCCUGCUGCGCAGGCCCGCGUCUUUGACCUCCUCUACAACCUCUCCCUGCACGGCGAGCUACUCUAUCUCUCCCCAGCCGCGGAGGUGCCCGAGACGGCGGCCGCCAUCCGCCAGAGCGUGUCCGAGGCGGACGGGGAGUGCGGGGACCUGGACUGGCGCCGCACCGUCACCCGCGCCUUCCGCUCGACCCUGGCCGCGUCGGCGACGCCCACGGGCCCGGCGGCGGCGCGGGAGGCACCCUUCACGGGCCCCCACGCCCGGCAGCGCCGCAGCGGCCACGCCGGCGCCGGCGUGGAGGGCCUGGAGCGGAACAGCAGCGGCAAGCUGGAGGCGGACUGGCCCGGCGGCGACGCACGCACCGACACCUUCCACCACUGGCUGCGCCUGCUCCUCUUCCGCCUGCUGACGCGGCUGGCCUCCCUGGAGGGCGCGCCGGACGCGGUGUGGACCUCCGCGCUGUGCACGCUGGCCCACCUGACCACGCACCGCGGCCGCACCGUGCGUGCCUACGUGGAGGACCUGCCACUGUGCGCGCUCGGCGCGCUGCUGGACCACGCGCGGGAUGGGGCCUGGGCGCCCGCCAUCCGCGACUGGCUGCUCACGCUGGCCUGCAACCUGCUCUACGUCCGGGGCGAGGGCGGGCGGGGCGCGGGGUCGCGCUCCCUGAAGUCGCCGUCGGCGACGGAGUCCCUGCGCAGCUCCACCAACCUGCGGCGCAGCGCUGCGGCAGCCGGGAGUGAGACCUGGUGGGCCAACGCGCAUCUGGAUCUGCUGCGAUGCUACCGGGAGGCGCCGACGUCCAGAGCUCGCAGCAAUGUCUUCUGCGUCAUGUAUGACUACAUCACCUCCUCGCAGGGCCCCAACGAGUACGACAGCUGGUCCCCCGCCCUGGCCCAGGGGGCGCACUCCUCCGAGGUGGUGGCGCUGGGCGCGGCCCUGCUGCACCUGCGCGCCGCCGACGCGCUGCACCCCAUGUUCCUGGCGGGCACGCCGGGGUAUGUCCCCGGCGUGGCCGACGAGCUGACCACUCAGAUGGCGGCGGUGCAGGUGAUGCUGGUGAUGCUGGUGGCUUUGAUGGCCAAGAACCCCGGGAGGGUGAUUGCUGUGCCGCCCGCCUUUGUGAGCGAGGUGCUGGACUGCCUGGAGGACAUCGCGUGCAAUGCCAUCCGGGUGCCGCGCUCGCUGGAGGAGAGCGUGAAGUACAGCCUGGAGGUGGUGGCCGGCCCCGACGUGGACACAGCAGGUCGUGGAGACGAGGCGCUGGUCUGGGACACGCUGGUCGACUGCCUGAGGGACCAGAGCGAGCUGGGCGCGCACAUCGGCCGCGGCUGGCUGCUCAAGCUGCUGUUGGCCAGCGCCGAGCAGGAGCUGCAGCGGUGCCCCGCCAACGCCCUGCCGGCGCUGCUGCCGGAGGUGGGCCCCCACGGCUGCCAGCUGGCGCCAGGUCAGCGCGGCAUCGCCUCCCAGGAUCGCCUGCGCGACCUGCUGGAAAGGGCGCUGGCCACCACGGGCGACUCCCGCGCCGCCGACGCGUUCAUGGACGCCGUCCAGGGCAUGCUGGCACACAUCCGGCUCAAGUCGCUGCGCCGCUCGUGGGAGGCUGACCCGGUGGCGGUGAACGCGCCAGCGGUCCUGCUGUCCACCCUGUGCCUGGCGGUAGAGUGGCUGCUGCAGGCCCCGCAGGAGGCGCGCCAGGGGGCCAUGCUCCAGGCCACCCAGCUCCUGCUUUCCUUCAUCGUGGCGGAGCGCCCGCUGAACGACGCACGCGCGGCGGUCCUGCUCCUGCUCAUGGGCCGUUGCAUCGCGGUGCCUGAGGACAUGGCGGCGGUGGGCGGGCCCGCCUUCUUCGCGGGCCUGCUGCAGGAGGGCGAUCCGCGCAUCCGGCGCUCCGCCUCCAUCUUCGUGCUGCGGCACCUCAUGGCCACGCGGCGAGGGGAGUACCAGCGCGCCCUGAGGCAGGUGCUGGCCCGCGCACAGCAGGCCAACGAGGAAAGCAUGGUCACCGACCCCUACCAGCAGAUGAAGGCCAUCCUGGACAUGCAGCUGGUUGACCUGAGCCUCUGA